Molecule: messenger RNA, 1551 nt
Organism: Paramuricea clavata
Lineage: Eukaryota; Metazoa; Cnidaria; Anthozoa; Malacalcyonacea; Plexauridae
Source: the annotation of a GenBank genome assembly
GGAAAGCAAACCUGGAAAAUUCCAACGAAAUCAAAAAUUGAUGAAAGGAAACUAAAGCUUAAUCCAGAUUUGGAAGAUAGUCUUUCAAAGAAUAGCUCACCAAUUGAGUUUUUCAAUUUGUUUGUUACAAGUGAAUUGUUGGACAUGAUCCUGGAACAAACUCAACUAUACGCAACAUCUCUGUCAAUAAACAACACCAAUGGCAAAGAGGUGGAUGAAAUCACGGUUGAAGAUAUUAAGAAAGCAUUUGGAAUUGUUCUGUAUAUGGGUAUUCUGAAGUUGCCAAACAGACGAAUGUAUUGGCAAAACAACACUAGAGUUGACAUUAUUGCGAACACGAUGGGAGUAAAUCGAUUUGCCAAGAUCAUGCAGCUACUUCAUUAUAAUGACAACAAUUUGAUCCCUGCCAGUAAAAGUGAAGAUUACAACAAGUGUUAUAAGAUUCAGCCACUUGUUGACUACAUCAGAGAAAAGUUCUUUGAAGCUGUCAUCCCAGAAACCUAUGUUGCUGUCGAUGAGCAAUUAGUCCCAUUCAAAGGCGCCAGUUGUCUGAAGCGUUAUCUCCCAAAGAAACCAAAAAAGUGGGGCUAUAAGCUAUGGGCCAUUGCUGGUGUUUCUGGGUAUGUCUAUACUUUUGAAGUGGAUGGAGAGAAAGGGAAAACUGGUCCUCCAGAUGGGUGGGAUGCACCAGAAAAGUGUGGCGAAAGUGGAUUUGUUGUCUUGCGCUUGAUUGAGAAGCUUGAAGAAGAUAAGCACAAACUUUUCUUUGACAACUUCUUUUCAAGCCCAGAACUAAUGGAAUAUUUAGCUAGGAAAGGUUUUUGGGCUUUGGCAACAUUGAAUGCCAAUAGGUCCAGGAAAUGUCCUUUACCUAGUGAAAGCGAGUUGAAGAAGAGUGGCAGAGGUUCUUCAGCACAAAAUGUAAAUAAAGAAAGAUCGGUUGUCGUAACAUCAUGGUACGACAGCAGAAGAGUCCUGAUGAUAUCCAAUUUUAUUGGAAAAGAACCAGUUGGAGAAUGUACCCGGUACAUCCGCAAGGAGAAGGCCACUGCAAGUGUUGAACGACCUGCUUCAGUUGAGUUGUAUAACAACUACAUGGGUGGUGUUGACAAGUCCGACAUGAUGUUGGCCCUGUAUCGCACAAAAUAUAGGUGUCGAAAGUGGUAUCAGCGAAUUGCAUUGCACCUGAUAAGCCAAUGUGCAGUGAAUGCGUGGAUCAUAUACAAGGAGAUGGGAGGAUUAAAAAGCUACUUGGAUUUCCUCACUGAAAUUUGUGUCACCCUCAUGGUCGGAAAGCCACAGAGCGACGACUCGGACGAAGAUCAGCCUGAACCACCGCCACCACCAAAGAAGAGAAUGAAGGCAUCAAAUAUCCCAGAAGCUAUAAGAUAUGAUAAAUAUGACCAUUGGCCAAUUCUCCUAGACAUGCCCAAUGCACAGAGAUGCAAAAUGGACGGUUGCAAGAAAAAAACAAUGUUUAUGUGCAGCAAGUGCAAUGUGUACUUAUGUGUCACUAAGAGCACUUGUUUCUUAAAUUUUCAUGGAAAGUAA